Messenger RNA from Trypanosoma rangeli, 762 nucleotides. Its product is annotated as putative protein kinase. The transcript has a single exon. Gene Ontology annotation, molecular function: structural constituent of ribosome. NCBI's taxonomy places the organism in Eukaryota, Euglenozoa, Kinetoplastea, Trypanosomatida, Trypanosomatidae. The record is from RefSeq and is a predicted model, not a curated record. Gene Ontology annotation, cellular component: ribosome; mitochondrial large ribosomal subunit. Gene Ontology annotation, biological process: mitochondrial translation. The coding region runs from base 1 to 762 and encodes 253 amino acids.
AUGAUGUCAUUUGGUGGGAUGCGGCGAUUUGUCGUCGCUGGUAGAUGCGGCAGUGCGCUCUCGAACAGUCUCGCCGCUGCAGUGGCGGGUGCCAACUCCCCCGCAGGCGCUACACCGGCGUUGAUGACGGUGACGAGAGGACGUUUCUACCGGCCUCUUGUGAACCAGGGCAUUAAUCUCUGGCGUUACCGCAUGGGCCGUCUCCACAAGGGCUGGAACACGUGGGAGUACCAACACACGCGGCCGGACCCGCGGCCCUUUCCGGAUCCUCCCGUCAAUGACUACUUUGGCCGCUCCCGCCUCUGGAACCCCAUCGCCGGCAAGAUGGGGUACGUCAGAAAGAAGGCGGAGGAGUGGGGGUGGCCGCAUCAGCGCCCCCCACCGACAGGGCUUCGGCAAUCGCAGGAGUAUUUUCCCUUCUUCUUUGCUCGCUACUUUCCCGACGCGGAGGUGCGGUUAGUCCUAGACAGCGUUAUCAACAACGAGACCACCCACCCGAUGUUUUACGUUCCAAGUGACAUGUCCAGGGCGGAGAUUGUCAACUACCUCAAAAACAUUUACGGUGUGGACAACGUCGUGCGAAUUCGGGUGCGAAACACGCGAGGUCGCCGCUACAAGAACGAACUGGGCGAAAUCAAAGUGAUGGAUGACCACAAAAUUGCCAUCGUCGAGUUAGAUUCCCCCGUUUCCGUGGACUUUAAGCAAAUCAAGGGGACAGAAGAUACUCCUGACAACAAACCUCAAACGCAGAUCAGUGGAUAA